AUGUGGGGCCCAUCACCCAGGGGGGCUGGUGUCCCUUUGAACAUCUGUCCCUGGGGCCACACGGUUGUCCGGAGGCCCCGGCUCCCGAGAGCCAGGACCCCCAAUGCCGUAAUGACGCUGGAAGAGAGCGUCUCCCUUGUCAGAUGGGUCCACAGAGGUCCUGGGAUAAAUGAGACAGCAGAGCAGCUAGUCCCAUGCUCUUGCCCCUGGGACCUCUAUCCCAGGGUCACACUGUCCCCAGCAGAGCACCCGUGUGCCGCACCCUUUGCAUUCACCCUUGCAAUCCCAUCGGGAAUCUCCCUGAAACACAAAGGAUCAAUGUCCCCGGAAUGGCGCCCAGAGCGGUCCGAGGUGGUCACAGCCCCUCUGCCUCAGAGGCACCUCCCAGCAGAAGCCCCGGAGAGCCAGCCCAGCGUCUAG
Molecule: messenger RNA, 420 nt
Organism: Pipistrellus nathusii (Nathusius's pipistrelle)
Lineage: Eukaryota; Metazoa; Chordata; Mammalia; Chiroptera; Vespertilionidae
Source: the annotation of a GenBank genome assembly